Molecule: messenger RNA, 885 nt
Organism: Naegleria gruberi
Lineage: Eukaryota; Heterolobosea; Eutetramitea; Acrasida; Naegleriidae
Exons: 1
Coding region: 1-858 (285 amino acids)
Source: RefSeq, a predicted model, not a curated record
AUGGAUAAACAUGUAUCCAAACUCGGUAAAGAGACUAGGGCCGAUUAUUUGCAGUUUAAACGAGAUGUAGUCUCCAUGACCACCAAAUGUGAAGAUGUAUGUGCAUCUCUGAAAGGUAUAUUUGAUAGUCUGUUGUCGAUGAUUGAACGUUACGAACAAGGGAUUUUUGAUGCACAGGAUUGUGAAAAUGCAAUAGAUUCACAGAUGAAAAAACUCAGUGACGAAUUCGCCAAGUUGGAAAACGUUAAAAAGUUAAUCGAUGAAUCCACACAAAAGUGUUCUAACAUUUCACAGGAGUUUUAUAAGUAUCGAAAGGAGUUUGACAAGGCUAAUGUUUGUAAAUUACUUGGAUCGGCAGUUGGUUUAAUCUCUUCGAUGGCUCUUGUUGGGGCUGGUGUUAGUGUGGUUAGUUUAGGUUUGUAUAUUGCUUUUAAUCCGGGAGUAAACAUCCCUAUCGUCUCCCAGGCAUUUGGGGCCUUAACUGUUCAACACGGCAUCGGCAUGGUAUCAGCAGGAACUACAGCUGUUGUAGCUUCAGCAACAGUUCUUGUUGCUUCUAUUAUAAAGAUGAUUGAAGGCACAAAUGAUCGAACAGAAUUGCCAUUGGUACAUGAAUCACAACUCAAACUGGAAUCAUUUUCUGAGCACCUCUGUAAAUUGAAACACCAACUCUUACAGUGUUGCUCAACUUUCAAAAGCUGCAAAUCCCAGUAUGAUCACCCUACAGCGCAGCAAGUGCUUGCUAACAAAAUUGUCAUAAUUAGACGUUACAUUCAAAAAGCAAAUCCUGAAUGCGAAACACUCUUUAAAUUGUGUAUGGAGCUAAGAAUACUUGCUUGCAGGCAGCCUGAGAUAUAAUUGUACUUGUUUUGUAAUAAAUAUUUC